Molecule: messenger RNA, 2180 nt
Organism: Neltuma alba
Lineage: Eukaryota; Viridiplantae; Streptophyta; Magnoliopsida; Fabales; Fabaceae
Product: serine/threonine-protein phosphatase 2A 65 kDa regulatory subunit A beta isoform
Exons: 13
Coding region: 94-1857 (587 amino acids)
Biological process (GO): protein dephosphorylation
Cellular component (GO): cytosol; cytoplasm; nucleus
Molecular function (GO): protein phosphatase regulator activity; protein binding
Source: RefSeq, a predicted model, not a curated record
CUUUCUCUGACCUCUGGGUCUUCUUCCGACUUCUGGAAUCUGAGGCGUCCGGCGGGGAGGCAUAGAAAUUAAAGCUGAAAUCGUGGAAACAAAAUGUCUAAUGUUGAUGAACCACUAUAUCCAAUAGCGGUGCUCAUUGACGAGCUGAAAAAUGAUGACAUCCAGCUACGUUUGAAUUCAAUUCGCAAACUAUCAACAAUUGCACGUGCUCUUGGGGAGGAUCGAACUCGUAAGGAAUUAAUUCCAUUUCUAAGUGAGAACAAUGAUGAUGAUGAUGAGGUACUUCUUGCAAUGGCGGAAGAGUUGGGAGUAUUUAUUCCUUAUGUUGGGGGAGUGGAACAUGCCAAUGUGUUGCUCCCACCUCUGGAGACACUUUGCACUGUUGAGGAAACUUGUGUGAGAGAGAAAGCAGUGGAGUCUCUUUGUAGAAUUGGAUCUCAAAUGAGGGAGAGUGAUUUGGUUGAUUCAUUUAUCCCGUUGGUGAAGAGAUUGGCAUCAGGCGAAUGGUUUACUGCCCGAGUCUCUGCAUGUGGACUAUUUCAUAUUGCAUACUCAAGUGCACCAGAGACAUCAAAGACUGAGUUGAGGUCAAUAUACAGUCAGUUGUGUCAAGAUGACAUGCCUAUGGUUAGAAGGUCUGCUGCAUCAAACCUUGGUAAAUUUGCAGCAACUGUUGAAUAUCCUCAUCUGAAGUCAGACAUCAUGACAAUUUUUGAGGAUCUUACUCAGGAUGAUCAAGACUCUGUUAGAUUGUUGGCUGUGGAGGGCUGUGCUGCUCUUGGCAAGCUCUUGGAACCUCAAGACUGUGUUGCGCAUAUACUCCCUGUUAUUGUCAGCUUCUCUCAGGAUAAGUCUUGGCGUGUGCGUUACAUGGUUGCCAAUCAAUUGUAUGAGCUAUGUGAGGCUGUGGGCCCUGAACCCACCAGAAAUGAAUUGGUCCCUGCAUAUGUUCGGCUGCUACGAGACAAUGAGGCUGAAGUGCGUAUUGCAGCUGCUGGAAAAGUCACCAAGUUUUGCAAAAUUUUAAAUCCUGAACUUGCUAUCCAGCAUAUUCUUCCUUGUGUAAAGGAAUUGUCAUCAGAUUCUUCGCAGCAUGUCCGUUCUGCUUUGGCUUCAGUAAUUAUGGGAAUGGCACCAGUGUUAGGAAAGGAUGCUACAAUUGAGCAGCUUCUUCCUAUUUUUCUCUCCCUUCUAAAGGAUGAAUUUCCUGAUGUGCGCUUGAACAUCAUCAGCAAGCUUGAUCAAGUGAAUCAGGUUAUUGGAAUCGAUUUGUUAUCUCAGUCUUUGUUACCAGCCAUUGUUGAGCUAGCUGAAGACAGGCAUUGGAGAGUUCGCCUUGCGAUAAUUGAGUAUAUCCCAUUGCUGGCGAGUCAAUUGGGUGUAGGAUUUUUUGAUGAUAAGCUAGGUGCUCUUUGCAUGCAAUGGUUGCAGGAUAAGGUUCAUUCAAUUCGUGAUGCGGCUGCUAACAACUUGAAGCGGCUUGCUGAAGAAUUUGGUCCUGAGUGGGCUAUGCAGCAUAUAAUUCCACAGGUUUUGGAGAUGAUCAGCAAUCCACACUACUUGUAUCGAAUGACCAUUCUUCGAGCUAUUUCUCUUCUCGCUCCUGUAAUGGGCGCUGAAAUCACUUGUUCAAAAUUGUUGCCUGUCGUCAUUGCUGCAUCAAAAGACAAAGUACCCAAUAUCAAGUUCAAUGUCGCAAAGGUGUUAGAGUCAAUCUUCCCCAUUGUUGAUCAGCCUGUGGUGGAAAACACAAUUCGUCCAUGUCUGGUUGAGCUUAGUGAGGAUCCUGAUGUCGAUGUUAGAUAUUUCUCCAACCAAGCACUCCAGGCAAUUGAUCAUGUGAUGAUGUCUAGCUAGGAAGGAAUCUGACACGCCUUGAGGUUGAAGACUUGUUCUAUAGAGAUGAUAAUCUUUUCACAUAUCGUACUAUUUGGUGCUUUUCCAGAUAAAGAGAAAUGGCGUGUUGUGUUGAAUGUUGCCUAGUAGCUCUCGUCACUUGAUGGGAUUAGUUUUCUUUACCCCCCUCAGAAAUAAUCUGAUUUUAUUGUUGGAAUGUUGAUUGUGUUUUUGCAUAGUUUUUAUUUUUGGUUCUCAUGACUAAGUUUGUCAUCUGUAUCUGGAUAUGAAUAGAUUCGGCUGCUCAUGUGAUAGGGCAAGUGACAGGUCCAUCUCAAGCCCCA